This is a messenger RNA of Limulus polyphemus (Atlantic horseshoe crab), 1076 nucleotides long. RefSeq names its product coiled-coil domain-containing protein 169-like. The transcript is spliced from 7 exons. NCBI's taxonomy places the organism in Eukaryota, Metazoa, Arthropoda, Merostomata, Xiphosura, Limulidae. The coding region runs from base 39 to 749 and encodes 236 amino acids. The record is from RefSeq and is a predicted model, not a curated record.
UAAAAUAGUUAGGGAGAAUUUAAGUAUCAUCAGACGCCAUGCCGAGAAAGACACCAACUAUCAACGACGAUGACACUGCUGAACAACAGCUUCUGGCUGAAAUCGAGAAUGAACAGAAGAUGAAGGAUUUCUUAGAAAAGUCCAUUGAGGACCUAGAACAGAGCGUGGAAACUUUGGAGCAGCAAGCUGAAAACUCGGAUCUUGGGGAUGAAGAUGAGUGGAAAGUUCGGUACUACACACAAGUAGAGGUGAACAGUCAGCUAGAACGACAACGAGACUGGCUACGAGAACGUGUUGAAACUGCACGCAACCACACAGCGGAAGGCGUCACGGCUAUGCUGGCGGAUCUGGAUUUGGAUAGUUUGUCUGAGAAUCAGCUACUGCGAUACCUAAAGCAGUUGGAAAAAGAUCGAAACAUUUUGUAUAACGAACUUCGUGACACUGAAUGGAAGCUUGACCAAGAAUCAAAAGAAUUUCAUAAAUACAACGACACUCGCAAGGCUUACAUGACUGAGAUUACCGACGCCAUGUUGAAUCUAGAGGCCAUGAGGAACCGCCUGAAGCUUCUAGAAACCAGCGAGAGUGGUUCCAUAGCAAAAUGUCCUCGUCGUCUCAGAUAUAUAAACAUUUCACCUGAUCAACGAGUAAUUGACCCUAAAAAAGGACCCAUCAAAAAGACGGCAGCUGUACGUAGUCUCCCCAAGAUGGACACACCAGAUACAGAAAACUUGCCAGAAGAAGAGGUUUAGUGUGCUGCAGAACUGGCUCUGAUAAAAUAUACUAGAGAGAAUACAUUAAUAAGGUAGGAUACUAAAUAUCUACAGUCUCUGUACAGAAUAUGUGCUCUUUGAUCAGCUCUUAGUGCUACCAGCAACUUCUUUUUGCCAUACUUAAUAUAUGACGUUUGAAGUCUUUCAAAAGUAAAAAUCUUUGAAAGUUUAUUUUAAUAAGAUUGGAUAAUUGUGUUUUGGUGGCUAUUGAAGUACUAAACUUACCAAAAAACCGAAAACAUCUGUUUCAUAUUACUUAUUUUGUUUUUGUUAAACGCGUAUCAUUAUUAAUAUUUUUUUUACAUU